Messenger RNA from Drosophila willistoni, 2315 nucleotides. It is a transcript of the gene dnr1, whose product is annotated as E3 ubiquitin-protein ligase MYLIP-B. NCBI's taxonomy places the organism in Eukaryota, Metazoa, Arthropoda, Insecta, Diptera, Drosophilidae. The record is from RefSeq and is a predicted model, not a curated record. Gene Ontology annotation, molecular function: ubiquitin-protein transferase activity. The transcript has 4 exons. Bases 163 to 2160 code for a protein of 665 amino acids. Gene Ontology annotation, biological process: ubiquitin-dependent protein catabolic process. Gene Ontology annotation, cellular component: cytoskeleton.
GAGAAAAUUGUUUUUAAAACAAUCAAAGCAAUCAACAAUAACAGCAACAACAUAAAGCAAAGCCAAUGACCUAUAAGAGUUGCUAAAUAUAUCGAGCAACAAAUCGCAAGAUUUAAAAAAGGAAAAACUAUCAACCAACAAGCAACAAAAAACUCUAACAAAAUGUGGUGCAUAUGCAACUUUGCGAAUGGCACACAACAGGCUGUCAAAUGGGAUCCCAAAGCGAAUGGACAAGAGUGUCUGGAGAAGGUUCUCAUGGCCUUGGGGAUUUUCUGUGAAAUGGAGUAUUUCGGACUAGAGCAUUGGACACCAAAUCAAAAGGAAUCGUCUACUCGCCAAUGGAUCAAUCUACGCAAUCGUUUAUCCUAUGAUAGUGGCUGCAGCGGCGGUAGCAAUAACAUCCCCUUGAUGUUGGCCUUGCGUGUCAAGUUCUGGGUUCCCGUGCACUACAUCCUUCAGGAGAGUGUGCGCAAUUUGUUCUACAUGCAGGCUAAUCGGGACUUACUCGAGGGUCGUUUAACAGUCAACGAUUGGAGUAGUGCAGCCAAAUUGGCAGCGCUCCUCUGUCAGGCGGAUGGCCUGCGCUUCAAUGAGUCCUCACUGCGGGCAGAGUGUCCUUUGCGUAUGCGCAGCGAACUGUCAGCCCAACAGCAAUUGCAACAGCAACAGGCUCAGCAGGCCCAGCAGGCUCGCCUGGAUCAACAGCAGCGCAAGGAGAAGGAACAUGUGCUGAGUUUCAAGAAGCGUCGCCUGUCCAAACAGAAAUCGGUAGAGCAUAUCGAAUGCUGUGCCACAAUUAGUCAACAACCUUCAACUUCACCCUCGGCUUCACUCUCCGCUUCUGUAGCCUGCUCCUCCUCCCAGUCCACAUCGAGCUCCAGCAGCUCACCCAGCGCUAGCAGCAGUCAAACCAAUUUGGAAGAACGUUUGGCCACCAAUCCCCUCUGUGUGUACGAGAAAUAUGUUAUAGUGCCGGCAGCGGAAAGUGCAUCGGAGAGGGAAAUACCCAAAGAUUUUCUACGACAAAUUGCCAUCGAGCAUGAGAAAUUGCAUAAACUGCAAAUGUCGGUAAAGUCAGCAAAAUACGGUCUACUCCAGGAAAUCCAGGGACUCAAUGGUUACGGCGAGGAAGUUUUCAGCGGAGUGACAACCAAUGAGCAUGCCACACGCUGUGACAUUGCAGUAGGAGCACAUGGCAUCACGGUUAACCGUGGGGGCGAAAAACAAAGCAUUCCCUUUGGAGCCAUUACUGCUGCCAAAUCUCUGAAACGUAGUUUCAAACUGGAGUACAUCGAUGAUCAUAAUGAUCGCAAGGAUCUCGAAAUCAAGUUACCCAAACAACCACUUGCAGCUGGCCUGUAUCGCUCGAUAACGGAACGACAUGCAUUCUAUGUGUGCGAUAAAGUGCGAGGAGUGGUCACAAAUCAAUUCACCAGAGAUCUCAAGGGCACCAUUGCCUCCAUGUUCAACGAGGACACCGAAUUGGGCAAGCGUUAUGUAUUCGAUAUCCAGCACACUUGCCGCGAGGUUUACGAUCACGCAAGACGCAUAUUGCAUGAACGGGGCGGCGAUUUGACCGCGAAUUCGAUUGAAUUUCAUGGUGGAGCUGGUGGUGGUACUAGCUAUGGUGCUGCAAUUGGUGCCACAAAUGACUUGACCAUUGGCCCUGGCGCUGGCGCUGGUUCCAUGGCUGGCAAGAUAGAUUUGGCCCUACGCGAAAAGGAAGAACGUGAAGCAGCGAUUGAGCGCUGCGUGGACACGCGCAUAUCCGAGGCAAUGCAAUGUAAAAUCUGUAUGGAUCGCGCCAUCAACACAGUGUUCAAUCCAUGCUGUCACGUUAUCGCUUGUGCCGAAUGUGCGGCGAGGUGCCGCAAUUGUCCCAAUUGCCGUGUGAAAAUAACCACCGUAACCAAAAUCUAUCUGCCACCGGAGCUACGCACCAGCCAAACUGGCAAUGGCAGUAACAUCAACAGCAGCAGCAACAGCAACACCACCACCAACCCCACCAACAAAUGUAAUCCCGGUAAUAAUAACACAGCCGAGGAUCACAUUGAAUUGCAGGAGAUCUCGGUCAGCAAUAGUUCAACAGAUGCGGCAAUAGCUGCCACAAUUGAUGGUGCUCCUAUUCCUGGACAGGCCAAAGAUGCAUCAGAUGCCUAGAAUUGGUUGUGCUCGCUGCUAUUCCGGCUGAUGGAAUGGGUGUGCGUGCCGAUUGUCUGAAUUGACCAUAAUCUCUUGUCCAAAAUUCAAAUCUGAGCAACAUGAAACAAACAAGAAAAGCGAGAAACAACAUUUAACAAAACAAAAAGAAUAUA